GAUCGUGUAGAAUAGUACUACUCAGACGUACCGACUCUACCGAGUACCCGCGGGUCUCUAUUUUUCUCUCUUCAAACUCUAAUUUUCCUUCACUUUCUCAGCAUCCAAACACCAUUAAAAAGACGACAACAUUUUCUUAAAAUUCAAGCUCUUUAUAACCUCAAAUUCUUAAAUUGAGACCCGAGUUCUCCAAUUUUAUGUUUAUUUAUCAUUCACUAAUGGUUCAAAUAGCAUCAUAAUUAGGGAUUUUAAAUGGGGGUUUCAUUUAAGGUUUCAAAAAAGGGGACUAGGUUUCAUCCAAAGCCGGUUACUCUACCGGAGCCAGCUCAUGCUGACGUGGCUUCAGAGAAUUCCAAGGAAAGCUCCAUAAAACGAAAGCUUCAGGUUGACGUUGCUGGAGGCGGUGAGGACCUCUCCGUUGUUUCGGGUUCAUCCAUUUCCGAGCAUGAAGUUUCAUUCACAUUGAACCUCUACCAGGAUGGAUAUUUAAUUGGAAAGCCCUCUGAGAAUGCAGCUGCACAUCAGGCUUUACUCCAAGAUGCUUCAAAAUUAUUGCAUCCGUAUGAUAAGACAUCUGAAACUCUCUUUUCGGCAAUUGAGUCUGGCCGGUUGCCUGGAGAUAUUCGGGAUGAUAUACCAUGCAAAUUUAUUAAUGGCACACUCAUGUGUGAGGUGCGAGAUUAUAGAAAAUCUGUUUCUCAGCAAGGGUCUAGUAUUCCAUCUAUGGAUGGGCUUCCUACUGUAAAUAGAGUAUGCCUCAGGAUGUCCUUGGAGAAUGUAGUGAAAGAUAUUCCGUUGGUUUCAGAUGAUUCUUGGACUUAUGGUAAUUUAAUGGAAGUGGAGUCCCGGAUAUUGAAAGCAUUGCAGCCAAAACUUUGUCUAGAUCCUACUCCGAAAUUGGAUAGGCUUUGUGAUGACCCAACUCUCCCAAAGCUCAAUUUAGGUCUGACCAGCUUGCGAAGAAAAAGAUCAAGGCAGAUGCCUGAAGUAACUGUCACAUCGAGCAGCCGAAUCCAUGGGAAGAAAGUUUGCAUAGAUCGGGUACCAGAAAGCUCUAACAGUAGGUUAGGAGAUUCAGGAACAAUUUCUGGAAAUAUGAUGCCACAAAGUGUUCCAGAGAAUCUGACUACUCAAAACUUCGGUCCAAGUAAUGUGUUGCCCGUAGGAACUAGAAGUUUUGCACCAGAUGGAAAUGUUCCUGCAAUGCCUUUGGUAGCACAGCAACAAAGGUACCAAAUGGGAGUGGGAACCACAAGAAGUAUGCACGAUCAAGGGUCAGGGUCUCUUGUUAACAUUUCAGGAGCUUCCCCUGCUGGGCAGGAUAUGAUGAUUACAUACGGUGACAGUAUGAUGAAUCACGGUGCUUCACUUCAUGGUAAAAGGGAGAACCAAGAUGCGCAGUCCAAUUUCAAUAAGAGAGCAAGACAUACACCAGCUGCUCCUGAUGGAAUUCAACAGCAGCAGAUAGGGCAACACAUGGAUAGCUUUACUGCAUCAGAUUUGAACUGGAAAAAUUCUUUAUUGCAGCACCAAACAAUGGCAAGAGGAACUCACUAUGCUAAUUCAGGCACUCAAAAGUAUACCCAACAGAUGUUUGAGGGGGUUAUAAAUCAAAAUGCUGUGCCGGCAUCAUUCUCAUCUGCACAGCCUGGUGCAAGAUUUGGUCCCAAGGAAGAACAGUUUGAUACCGAAAAGCUGGGUUCGGAUCUCAGUCAAAGUAAAAAUGAUAUGCAGCAGAUCAUGGAGACAGAAAUAGGCCAUCUUGAUCCACAGGUGUCACGGCUACAACAAAGAUUACCGCCAUAUCAUUUGAGAGGCAAUUUCUCCCAGACAGCAUGGAACAAUAAUAUAAGUCAAGAUUCGAGGAAGGAGGAUCAGCUUCACAAGAGGAAAACUGUCCAAAGUCCUCGGUUAUCUGCUGGGAAUUUGCCUCAAUCACCAUUGUCAUCUAAAUCUGGAGAAUUUUCUAGUGGUUCUGCUGGAAACCACUUUGGUGCUGCUGCAGCAAAUGCUUUUGGUUCAUCUCAAAAGGAGAAGUCAGUUGUCACUUCGGUUCCUGCUGUUGGUGGGACCCCGUCCUUGACUUCCAGUGCGAAUGAUUCCUUGCACCGGCAUCAGCAGACCCAACUCACUGCAAAGCGGAAAUCCAACUCCCUGCCCAAAACCCCAGUAAUGAGUGGGGUUGGCUCCCCUGCAAGUGUUAGUAAUAUAAGUGUUCCGUUAAAUGCCACUAGUCCUUCAGUUGGAACCCCGCCUAUAGCUGAUCAAACGGUACUUGAAAGGUUCUCAAAGAUUGAGAUGGUAACUAUGAGGCAUCAACUCAACAGCAAGAAAAAUAAAGUCAAUGAUUGCCCUGUCCGAAAAUCCAACACGUUUUCACCUCAAAACUUGAUGCUUUGUCUCUCAAAUUUAAACAACACUGAAGAUUCAAAGGACGAUUCUAGUGCAAGGCAAUUGUCAAAGUCAAUUGUAGGUGGCAGCAUGAAUGUCCCCAAGAUGAGAAUUAUGAAUUUUAUGCUGGCUGAUCGUAUAGUUCAAGGGAAUGUUGUUUCUUAUGUCUCCCGGGUGCGGAGUAGAAUGAUAAUGUCAGAGAAGCCAAAUGAUAGUACAGUAGCAAUGCUUUAUGGAGAAGCAGAGGAUGGCGAUUUCCUGGCUGCAGAGGAGUAUCUUCCCACAUUGCCGAAUACUCACUUUGCGGAUUUGCUUGCAGCACAAUUUUGUUCAUUGAUGAUACGAGAUGGAUAUCUUGUGGAAGAUAAUAUUCGGCCAAAGCCUAUUCGCAUGCAUGUCGGCUCAAGUAGCCAACCAAAUGCCUCUGGAAUUCCUCCUAACAGUUCAUCGGUUGAGGUUCAGCAGCAAUACAAUGACGGCAUUCCAGUUCAGGCAUCCAAUGACGUAAAGCCAAAUCUUAGUGGUAAUGCAUCCAUGAAUUUAUCCCAGAAUCUAUUGGCGAAUGCGAGGAUGCUGCCUCCUGGAAACUCUCAAGCGUUACAGAUGUCUCAAGGUCUCCUAUCAGCCGUUUCAAUGCCAGCACGGGCGCAACAUCUAGACCCUCAACAAUCUCUUCAGCAGCAGCCACAAUUGCAGCAACAAUCUCAACAGCAACAAAAUCAACAUUCGUUGGUUCAACAGCAUUCACAAUUCCAACGGCAGCAAAUGGUGCUUCCAUCUCUCUCUCACUUGAACACACUCGGGCAGAAUUCAAACAUGCAGCUAGGCAACCAAAUGCUCAACAAACCUUCUCACAUCCAGCUUCAGCUAUUCCAGCAGCAGCAGCAGCAACAGCUGCAACCCCAGCAGCAGCAGCAGCAGCAACAGCAACAGCAACAGCAACAGCAACAGCAACAACAACAGCAGCCACAGCAGCAGCAGCAGCAGCCUCAGAUGCAACAGAGGAAAAUGAUGAUGGGUCUUGGGACAGCAAUGGGAAUGGGAAAUAUGGGCAACAAUUUGACCGGCCUAGGAGGUUUGAGCAAUUCCAUGGGAAUUGGAAGUGCAAGAGGAAUAGCAGGACCUGGAAUCUCGGGACCAAUGGCUUCUAUAUCGGGUAUGGGUAAUGUGGGUCAGAACCCGCUGAAUCUGAGCCAAAAUACAAAUAUCGCCAAUGCUAUAAGUCAACAUAUGCGUGCUGGAAGUAUGACUCCGCAACAAGCUGCUAUGCUGGCUUCAAAAUUAAGGAUGGCACAGAGUAGAACAGGCAUGCUAGGGGGCCAACAAUCCGGUAUAGCUGGGAUGUCAGGAGCCAGACAGAUGCACCCAAGCCCUGCAAGUCUUUCAAUGCUGGGCCAGUCUCUGAACCGUGCUAACAUCAACCCAAUGCAACGGAGUGGAAUGGGGCCUAUGGGUCCUCCGAAAUUGAUGGCAGGAAUGAACUUCUAUAUGAGCCAACAGCAACAACAGCAGCAGCAGCUGCAAUUGCAACAGCAACAACAGUUCCAGCAGCAGCAGCAGCAGCAGCAGCAACAACAACAACAAUUACAACAACUACAACAGCAGCAAUUACAGCAGCAGCAGCAACAACAACAGCUGCAACAGCAGCAGCAGCUGCCGCAAGAUCAAUCCUCGUCGCUACAGUCUGUUGUUACACCUCCACAGGUAGGCUCACCGUCUACCAUGGGAAUUCCACAACUGAAUCAACAGCAGCAACCUCAGCAACAGCCUAGUCCACAGCAAAUGAGCCAGCGAACACCAAUGAGCCCUCAAAUUAGUUCUGGAGCAAUCCAUGGAAUGAGUGCUGGAAAUCCAGAGGCGUGUCCUGCCAGUCCGCAGUUGAGCUCUCAGACUCUUGGCUCAGUUGGAAGCAUCACAAACUCCCCAAUGGAACUUCAAGGUGUAAACAAAAGCAACUCAGUUAAUAACUCAUAAAAUAGUUCAUCUUACUGUUUUGAAGCUAAACCCUGUUGAAACAGAAAGCUGUGGUGCUAGGAGAAGACAUUUAAUGUCAUCCUUUUAGCUGGAAGAAAAAGAAUUCUGACUGUAGUUAAAACUAGAUAAUGUAAGUUAUAGAAUAGUGAUAGUAAUUUGUAAGAAACAGAGUGGUAUAAUGCAUGUGCUUUAAAUGAGUUUGCA
This is a messenger RNA of Mercurialis annua (annual mercury), 4569 nucleotides long. Its product is annotated as protein PHYTOCHROME-DEPENDENT LATE-FLOWERING. Gene Ontology annotation, cellular component: SAGA complex. Gene Ontology annotation, molecular function: transcription coregulator activity. Gene Ontology annotation, biological process: regulation of transcription by RNA polymerase II. The transcript has 12 exons. The record is from RefSeq and is a predicted model, not a curated record. NCBI's taxonomy places the organism in Eukaryota, Viridiplantae, Streptophyta, Magnoliopsida, Malpighiales, Euphorbiaceae. Bases 253 to 4365 code for a protein of 1370 amino acids.